Molecule: messenger RNA, 2139 nt
Organism: Hyla sarda
Lineage: Eukaryota; Metazoa; Chordata; Amphibia; Anura; Hylidae
Gene: CCDC47
Product: coiled-coil domain containing 47
Exons: 13
Coding region: 119-1579 (486 amino acids)
Biological process (GO): endoplasmic reticulum calcium ion homeostasis
Cellular component (GO): endoplasmic reticulum
Molecular function (GO): calcium ion binding
Source: RefSeq, a predicted model, not a curated record
CGGAAGUGACGUAAGUAUAGGCAGCGCUGUCUCCUGUGGGUUUACCUUAUGCUACGUCACUUCCGCCGCGGCCUGGACUUUGUAGGAGAGGCGAUAAGGAAAGAGUGCUUCAGUGAAAAUGUUGCCCUCUCCUCGCUUGCUGGUCGCUCUUCUCCUCCUUUUGGUCGCCAGCUCCAAUGCCAAGUUCCAGGACUUUGAUGACGGAGAUGACGUGACUGAAUACGAUGACAAUGACUUUGCAGAGUUUGAAGAUACAGCAGAUGAGGCCCCCACUACACAUCCUCCUCAUCAGCAGCACUUACCUGAUGAAGAAGAGGAGGAGGAGGAUGAGGAAGCAACAGUGGAGUCAGAGGGACAGGAGGAGUUUGAACUAGACACAGAAGGACAGGAUGGCGACAGUGAUAAUGAGCCAUAUGAUGAUGAAGAGUUUGAAGGUUAUGAAGACAAGAUGGACUCGGGAAACACUAUCAAAAGCAAGGACCCCAUCACCAUUGUAGAUGUCCCUGCUCAUCUGCAGAACAGCUGGGAGAGCUAUUACAUGGAGAUCCUUAUGGUGACCGGGCUCCUGGCAUACAUAAUGAACUACAUUAUUGGAAAGAAUAAGAACAGCCGCUUGGCACAGGCCUGGUUUAACUCUCAUCGUGAACUACUGGAGAGCAACUUUUCCCUUGUGGGGGAUGAUGGGACAAGUAAGGACGCAGUAAGCACUGGGAAGCUAAACCAGGAGAACGAGCACAUCUACAACCUGUGGUGCUCAGGACGUCUGUGCUGCGAGGGUAUGCUGAUCCAACUCAAGUUUUUAAAGCGCCAAGACUUGCUGAAUGUGUUGGCUCGUAUGAUGCGCCCAACUUGUGACCAAGUGCAAGUAAAGGUGACAAUGAAUGAUGAGGACAUGGACACAUAUGUGUUUGCUGUGGGGACACGAAAGACCCUUGCUCGGCUGCAGAAAGAAAUGCAGGACUUGAGUGAGUUUUGCAGUGACAAGCCUAAGUCUGCAGCCAAGCUAGGUAUCUCGGACUCUUUGGCCAUCCUUUCUGAGAUGGGGGAGGUGACAGAUGGUGUCUUAGACACUAAGAUGGUUCAUUACCUAACACAUUAUGCUGAUAAGAUUGAAUCCAUCCAUUUCUCGGACCAAUUUUCUGGUCCAAAGGUUAUGCAAGAAGAGGGGCAGCCCCUUAAACUGCCAGAGACCAAGAAGACCCUUCUGUUUACAUUUAAUGUGCCUGGAGCUGGAAACGCAUCAGUAAAAGACAUGGAGUCUCUUCUGCCACUGAUGAACAUGGUGAUUUACAGCAUCGACAAAGUGAAGAAGUUCCGUCUCAAUAGAGAGGGGAAGCAAAAAGCUGAUAAGAACCGUGCCCGCGUGGAAGAGAACUUUCUGAAGCUUACACAUGUGCAACGCCAAGAAGCCGCACAGACCCGACGCGAAGAGAAGAAGAGAGCCGAGAAGGAGCGCAUCAUGAAUGAGGAGGAUCCGGAGAAACAGCGCCGACUGGAGGAAGCUGCCCAACGCCGGGAGCAGAAGAAGAUGGAGAAAAAGCAGAUGAAAAUGAAGCAGAUUAAAGUGAAGGCUAUGUAACAGCCCAGCCAAUCCUAUCUCCUUCUUUAAUGCAGCUUAAGUCAGGAUAGUAGGGGGAGAAAGUGAAACCUCAUUUAGGAAUAGUAUAUGCUUGGUUGUGAUGAUUUGGUUUAUUGUCUUCCUAUACGACUUUAUGUAAGAGUCCUGAGGACCUAGUGUCUCACACCUCCUCCCAGGAACAUUGCUAAUAAGUAUCUUAAGCCAGAGACUGUUCAGGUGCAGCGAGAACUGUUCCCCUGUCCUGCACAUCUCUAUCUAAAGCAACAUGGACCCUAUUGAAUUGGUAACAGUUCUGCACAGUUCUGAAAAACUUUUCUAUAUGAACUUCAGGAUACCAAUCCUAAUACCGCCUAUGAGCUCUUUUAUGGAUAAAACCUAUGGGACAGAGUUUUUUCAUCUUAAUGUUUUACCCUCAGCCAUGUCAAGUACUGAAGACGAGAAUCAUUCAACAGUAUUAUAUUUAAGUAACUAAGAUCUUGAUGAUUAUUGGAUGCCACCACAUGUAAAGGACAGUCUUUAGACAUUAAAGGGGUUGUUCCCUUUGGCAAAGUUAUGCCCUA